UCCCCCUUCACCAUCCUCCUCCCCCCGCGGUCCUCCUUCCCCUCCCCCCCACGCAUCCUCCUCCGCGCGCCACCGCGGCCUAGCGGGGCUGCUGAGAGGAGCCGGCAUGAAGGCGACUCUGGGGAGCAGGGAGCGCUGGACUGAAGGGAAGGUGUUUAUUCAGCUUUGGUCUGGACAUUGAAAAGACAAUAUAAAGUCCAUAGCAUGGCCCCCAUACUCACCUGCUCAUGACUGAAGCGACUAUGAUUCCUGCCAACUCCCAGAAAGAACUCCUGAGUCAGAUAGGAGAGGCUGAUUUUCAGGGGCAAUACUUGGCCUAACAGAGGUGCUGUUGCUUUGCAGCAUACAUUGAUGCAUUUAGAAGAAAUAAAUACCCAACUGAUGCAACUACUGACAGUACUGACUUCUGUGGAUGCCAUAACUGUAUGAAUUCUAAGAAGGAAAAGAAGUUUGAGAAUGAGAGAAGUCAGGCUCAGCCUGGAGAGGCUAGCAUGACCUAUACAGAAGAGCAGUUACUUGGGGUGCAGAGGAUAAAGAAAUGCAGAAGUUAUUAUGAAAUUCUGGGAGUUGACAGAGAUGCCAGUGAUGAGGAUCUAAAGAAAGCUUACCGAAAACUGGCCCUGAAAUUUCACCCUGAUAAGAACUGUGCACCCGGGGCCACAGACGCUUUUAAAGCAAUAGGGAAUGCCUUUGCUGUUCUCAGUAAUCCCGAUAAAAGAUUACGCUAUGAUGAAUAUGGAGAUGAACAAGCAACUUUUGCUGCCCCCCAAGCCAGACCCUAUACGUAUUACCCAGAUUUUGAAGCUGACAUUACUCCAGAGGAAGUCUUCAAUGUGUUCUUUGGAGGACAUUUUCCUACAGGAAAUAUUCACAUGUUUUCAAAUGUGAUGACAGAUGACACACACUUUUACCGUCGGCGACACCGAAAUGAGAGGGUACAGACCCAGAAGGAAGAAGAAGAAGAAAAACCUCAGAAUAUGUAUUCUGCAUUUCUUCAGUUGCUUCCAGUUCUCGUGAUUGUGAUUAUAUCUGUUAUUACCCAGCUGAUGGCCACAAAUCCUCCAUACAGUCUAUUCUAUAAAUCAUCCAUGGGGCACACUAUUUCCAGAGAAACAGAGAAUCUUCAGGUGCCUUAUUUUGUUGAUAAACACUUUGAAAAAAACUAUAAAGGGCCAUCACUGCGUGAUUUGGAGAAGACUGUAGAAAAGGAUUAUAUAGAUUAUAUCCAGUCAAGUUGUUGGAAGGAAAAACAACAAAAAUCAGACUUGACAAACUUGGCCAGACUGUACCGAGAUGAACGCUUGAAACAAAAAGCAGAGUCAUUGAAACUUGAAAACUGUGAAAAAUUAUCCAAUCUUAUUGGCCUCCAUAAAGGUGGAUGAAGGAAUCCUAGACAUAGUACACAAGGGCAUGAGUUUUUCUUCGUUGUUCCUAUUUAUGUUACUAAUUCCAUUUUAUAAAAGAAAAUUAGAAAAUCAAAAUUUUUAUGGCUUGCUAAAACUCAAGUGGGACAGAGCUGAAAACAGCUGAACCAUGGGGACAAUUUCCAACCUCAUAAUCCUUGGUGUGGUUUGAUUCCAAAGACCAAUGACAGUUCAACUAAAUGAUUUCAUAAGUAUAAGUAUUUGAUUUAGCACUAGUACCACAGCAUUCCUGACUACCUUCUGGGGAUUCUGUUCCAAGUAGAACCAAAACAUAUUUUCUUAUCAGUGGGUAAGUGUAUCAUCCAGAAAUAAACAGCCACCAUUUAGUCCCAUGCCACACACAAACUCUGUAGCUUUAGUUAUUUAUAGCCCCUACAGCAAAUAGUACAUUUCAUCAGUUAGCAGUCAUUUCAUCAUCAAAUCACUAAGCAGAACACAUUUAAAGUGAAUUCAUUAUUCUAUGGCUAUGAGGACAUGCUUAAAGGAAAUAAAAUGAGAUAAUAUAUGAAAAGCACUUUGUAAAUUGUAAAACACUAGAUAAAUGUCCUAUUAUCAUUGUUAAAAACUGUUUAAAAAUUACACAGAGAUAAUUUAAAACUUAUUGUAGUUAGUAGUUUUGACACCCCCAUUCUUUUAUUAAGAUCUGCUGAUAUUAACAAUACUACCUGAUUUGAGUUUCAUCUGAUUUGAAUUUUAUUCUACUUUCUACUUUCCUUUGGUUUAUGUUUCAAUCUACUAUGAUGUUGCCAAAAACUCAGCAAUAGACCAGAGACCAAAGAUGGAAAUGCUUUCGGUCCUGGACAUUUCACAGAUUGGCUCCUAGUUAACUUAGAGUUGACUCAUGUUGCUCUGAAAGAAUAGGACAUCUCUGGAUCUCAGGUACUUCAUCUCUAAAAUGACUUCAAAGGUCUUUUCUAAUACUCAGUCUAUGAUCCUAUGUGUUCUUGCUUAUGUCAAUACAGAUAAGCACAUGGUGAAAGUUCUCUCUUCUUAGGUUUCUCACUUAUAUGACAUAAUAUUCAAACUGAAUUUCUCAGCCUCCUUUAGGGGUAUGAGAGUUAAGACUGAAAUGGAAAGGUUGCUAGUUAGCAAAACUAUUUGAGAACAGAGAGGUAAAAAGAACAUGGAAUGUAAACUGAGGUGAUGCAGACUUGUAUUGAAAGAAUGGAAAAGUGUUCCCUUAAAAUCUGUAUGGCAUUCUCUUUACUUCAGCAUCAUUUCUCAGCUUAACUUUAAUCAACAGAGCUUCUCUUCACAAGAGUACUUCAUUGCAUAUUGUCAUUUGGUUCCUUAUCUUUCUUAAGAUGCUCAAUAAGAAGGCUGAAUUCCCUCCUUCUCAGGACCAGGACCAAUAUUCCCAUUUGGUGAUCUUCUGUUUUUAGAAAUGGAGAGAAAGAGAUGUUCGAUGUGGGCUCUUCCAAAGCUAAAGUUUUCUUUUUCUAUGUUCCAGCAAUACUGAUGUGGUUAUAGGGCUUUGGUCUCUGAAUAACUGCAGAAGGCCCACAAAAAGGGUGGGAAUAAACUUUUAGAUACUCCUGAGUUGUACUCUAAAAAGUUAAGUAGUUUACUGUUUAUUUGAAGGACAUAACCUCAGGCUCCCACUUGGUAUUUUGGGGUGUUCUUUGAAAGCCCUUGACGAUUCUUUAAGAAAGAUCUGCGCUACAAAAUUUGUAUCCAUUCAAGGAGGUCUGGAGAAAGCUGAGCUUACUCUCUAUCUUGAAACUAAAGCUCUUUUUUUUUUCUGAUUUCUCCUAGAAAUCAAUAACAUGAAAGUCCCUGCUUUAAAUACUUAUGAGUAACAAACAUUUAUUUGAUGGAGUCAGAGAUUAAUUAUUUUUGAAGCUGUUGAAUAAAGGCAUUGUUAGUGCACAUUACAUACCAGAGAGCAUAUAUGUUUUUAUAGCACUGGUAAGAGUUACAUUUCUUAAUAGAGCAACACAUUGUAUUUGAUUUUUCCCAGGGGAGUAGUUGGUUUUUGUUUUGAUCCAUUACUAGUAAUAUGCAGUACAUUGUUACAUGAAAAUUUUCCUGUUUGUAUUUUAGUUAAGCCAUCUGCAUGAAAGUGUCUGCUAAUAUCUUUGGUGUAGUCCCUAAACAAUUUUAAUAUUGCAGGUGAGGACCAUGCUGUUUCCUGUUAUAAUGGCAGGACAGACAGUUCUGUGCACUAUUUCCCUGUAAAUUAUUGUAGGUUUGAGACUUGUAGACAGGUUGAAAUGUAUUUGGCUAAGGUUGAGUCUGUUGUGGUAAAUUUAUGAUGGAAUAUAUGUGCCUCUUUAUGUUCUAUGCUGAAUAACAGGGGGAGCAAAGGAACAUUUUUCUUGCCUCCAGAGGAAUUCACAUCUCAGAAAAAGAAAAGUCACCUUUGCUGAAAAGGUGCCCAUGAGGUCAAAACUAAGACCUACUGACUUUGCUCAUGAUCACCUGCUUGAUAGAAGGGACCAGAUGACAAGUGUCACUGAAUAAGGCUUUUGUUUCUUGACCUGUCAGGAACUGCACUGAAUCCUAGACACACCAAUAUAUGAGAAGCACUCAGCAGCUGAAAUAAACUCUAUGGUCAUGAAACAAAAGAAAUACUCACUUCCUCAGUGACUAUUAUGGGAAUAUACCCUAAACACGGAAACAUAUUCUUUCAUUAAAACUGUGGCUGAACAUCAAAACUCUUUGUCUAUGCAUGCUCUAACAUCUUCCGGGAACUGUAGUUUGUUUUGAAUUUGCUUUAGACACACUGUUCGUUUAAUAUGCCAACUUAGCAUCCAAGCAUUUUGUUUUCUGAGAGUAGCAUUAAUAUUGGUUUAAGAUUUUUAAGCCUGCAUUGUAUUUACUCUAGCAAAGAAAUACUAUUAAUAACUGUUUGCCCGUUCUUUAAAAAUUGAUUGUGCCAUUGGGAUGUGCCUCUGUAAAAUGUUUGGAAUUAAAGUUAUGAAUGCUCUCAACAUAA
Molecule: messenger RNA, 4362 nt
Organism: Sarcophilus harrisii (Tasmanian devil)
Lineage: Eukaryota; Metazoa; Chordata; Mammalia; Dasyuromorphia; Dasyuridae
Gene: DNAJC18
Product: DnaJ heat shock protein family (Hsp40) member C18
Exons: 8
Coding region: 426-1382 (318 amino acids)
Biological process (GO): cellular response to misfolded protein
Cellular component (GO): endoplasmic reticulum membrane
Molecular function (GO): Hsp70 protein binding
Source: RefSeq, a predicted model, not a curated record